CCGGUCUCCAUAUCGCCGCCAUCUUUCCAGGGGUCAAUGAGAGCUUCGUGACACUGAGCAUCUCUCUACAGUACUGCUCCCUGCCUCCUGUCUGCAUCACCGCUCCACUUUGGUUACUGAGCUGCAUGCACCUGCUGCAAAUACUUACAGAGCGUGAGUCCUCGGGGUGGCCAGCUCCAUCCCUCCUCUGCAGAAAAUCCACACCUGGACAGCAAGUCAGUGCGUGACAGUCAAGUCAGUGAAGCGGUGAUGAAUGACGGUGCUGACUGCAGAGCUGGACCUGGGCCCUAAUCUGAGGAGACAGAGAGAUAGUAGACAGAGAUAGGAAGAGACAUAAAUUGAGGGAGAGAGAGAGCAGGAGUGAGAGAGUGAGAGUGAGAGAGAGAGAGAGAGAGAGAGGCAAAGAGCGGGCGAGGGAGGGAAGAGAGAGAGGGAGAGUCACCGUGCUUACUUUGUAGUUGCCGAGAGCCGCGUGACAGUUUGCAGAUGCCGACAGAUGUGCCCGAAGACAGGCUCAACAACGAGGAGAAGGCGACCACGUGUGACAGUAUGACUCUGUCCAGCACCCCGACUGUUCGCAGAGGAAGCACUCCUCUACCAAUUAAGCACCAGCUCAGACGGGAAGAAGCUGUCCAUGAUGACUGCGACUGGACAUCAGGUGCAGCUGGGCCCUCUGCUUCACCGAUCAGCUUUAGCCCAGCCCUGGAUGACACUCUGACGGUGACGGUGGAGGGCAGACCUGAUGGGCCUUUAAGGAUUGCCUUGCUAGGGCAGAACGGCGUGGGGAAGUCCUCUCUGGCCAUCGCCCUCGCCGGUGACAUGGACAGGACAGCGUCUGUGGAUUCUGAUGGGGAGGGUUAUGUGCGCACAGUCACAGUGGAUGACGAGGACAGCACCAUCAUUAUCUAUGACAACUGGAGACAGGACCUGUCGGCUCUGCAGUGUGAGGUGUGUGUCUUGGUGUUUUCGGUGACUGACAGGCGUAGUUUCCAUCGCACUGCUCAGCUCCGACUUCUCCUGAGAGAGACUCAGCCCCAGACUCCCAUCAUCCUCGUUGGUAAUAAGAGUGACCUUGUUCGCACACGUGAGGUCACCUCUCAAGAGGCCAUGUCCAGCGCCGCCCUCUUCAACUGCCUGUAUCUGGAGAUCUCUGCUUCUCUGGAUCACCGUACCCCCGAACUCCUGGAGUGUGCAGUGCGGCUAGCCAGGGGCCAGUCCCCGUGGCCCCCGGGGACCAAUGCGGAGGACUUGAGUGGAGGAGGCCAACGUGAAAGCAUCACCUCCCGUGCCAAACGUUUCCUGUCCAGCCUGGUGCCCAGGUACCCGCGAGAGCGAGAAGUGGGCAAGUUCCUGAGGCAGAAAUCCCGCUCGUGUCACGACCUGGGGGCGCUGUGAUCCGGGCGCAGAGGGGGAGUUAGAUGGUUAGAUUGUUGACAGAGAUAGCUGGAAGGGAUGUAGUAUACCAACAGAGAGGAAGAGGGAGUGAUACAGCAAUUAGUGGACAAGAGGGGGAGAUGGGGAUAAGAGAGAAGAGAUAACUGGGGAGGUGGGAGUGCAAAGGUGCCAAGGUGACGGCAGGACAGUGUAGUCAGUGAUCAUCCUGCAUCCAGCAGUGAAAAACAGGGAGAAUGACAACAAUGUUAAUGAUGAUGUUUAUCUAUAGAAUAAUACAGAAAUUUUGUACACAAGACCAAACAACAAAGAAGAGAAGAAGAUAAUGAUACUGUUGUAGAACACAUGUAAAUAAACUGUAGUAGUGAUAGUUAACUGCCACCUGUCUUUAAGAGCUAAAUAAAUUGCUUUUUUGAGUCUUGACAAAGUCAC
Messenger RNA from Lates calcarifer (barramundi perch), 1824 nucleotides. Its product is annotated as GTP-binding protein REM 2. Gene Ontology annotation, molecular function: calcium channel regulator activity; GTP binding; GTPase activity. The transcript has 6 exons. The record is from RefSeq and is a predicted model, not a curated record. Gene Ontology annotation, cellular component: plasma membrane. The coding region runs from base 487 to 1395 and encodes 302 amino acids. NCBI's taxonomy places the organism in Eukaryota, Metazoa, Chordata, Actinopteri, Centropomidae.